AUGGUGGCCAACACCUUUUACCAGCAUAAAACAGUACAUCAAAUGACAUGGAAGCAUCCAGGAAACAAAAAAUGGCACAUGUUGGAUUAUACACUUGUUAAUAAGAAAUUUCAUGCAAGUGUAGAAGAUGUCAGAGUGUAUAGAAAUGCAGCUGGUGCUAUUGGUACCGAUCAUCAUCUUGUAAGAACAAAGUUACGGCUUCACCUAAGAUGUAGGAAGAAAGCUGAAAAACCACAGUGUUUACGAUUGGACAUGAAUAAAAUAAAAGAUGAUGAUUUACAGAAGAAAUUUCAAGAACAACUCUUGAACAAAUUGGAAGGUAUUGGUGCACAAAAGAAGACAGUAAAUGAAAAAUAUGAUGAAUUUACUGAUUACGUGAAUAAUGUAGGUGGUAGAAUAUUUAAGCAAGAACAAAAUACACCAAGAAGAGCAAAAGAAUGGUUGACAGAUGAAAUUCUGAAUCUUGUAAAUGAAAAAGCAGCUGCCUUUGUCGAAUGGCAAAACCAUCGACAAACAAGGAUGGAACGAAAAUAUCGAAUUAAAUACUGUCUACUAAGAAAAUUAGUAAACAGAAAAAUACAUGCUCGAAGACUCGAGUAUUGGGAUGAAGUGAGUGAAGAAAUAGAAAAGGCGAUUAAGCAACAUGAUCCAAGCACAGCUUACAGAGUGAUAAGACAACUGAAAGGUGGAAGACUCAAUGCAGACAAUAUGCCAAUACAAAACAAACAAGGUGAUCUUCUUUCAAACUCAAACGAUGUAAUGUUGCGGUGGCGAGAAUACUUCUGUGACUUAUUAAAUGUUCACUCCGUUAUUGAUCCACACAUUUUUCAACAAAUCUUGGUACCUAUUAUUUCAACAACAGAACAAAUGCGACAAGACAAGCCACCAUCUUUGUCUGAAGUUCAUGAUGCUAUCAAGCAAAUGAAGAACAGGAAAGCCCCCGGCGUCGACAAUAUAUCAGUAGACCUGCUCAAGGCUGGUGGCAUACCCAUGGCCAAAUGGUUACAUGAAAUAUUAUGUGAUGUUUGGAACGAUGAAGAAGUUGUAGAAGAUUGGACAACCGCCAUUCUAAUUCGGUUGUACAAAAAUAAGGGAGAUCGUACAGUGUGUGGUAGCUAUAGAGGUAUAUCUCUGUUGGUAGUAACUGGCAAAAUCUUCUCACGCAUAAUACUAAAUCGGAUACAAAACGUAAUCAACAAACAAUUGCUGGAACAACAAGCUGGUUUUCGUCGUAACAAAUCUACAAUUGAUCCGAUCUUUACACUCAAAUUAAUAAUGGAAAAAUCUCAAGAAUAUAACAAAUCACUGUUCAUGUGCUUCAUUGAUAUACAAAAGGCGUAUGAUUCUGUUGACAGAAAGUUGUUAUGGAAAGUAUGCAGGUGUUACAGUAUAUCUGAUAAAUUGAUUCGGCUGCUAAAACUGCUUCACAGUAAAACAAAAGCUCGGGUGCGUAUAAAUGGCGAACUAUCAGAACCUUUCGAAAUGGGAACCGGGGUGUUGCAAGGAGGGAUUAUAUCACCGAUGUUGUUCAAUAUAUUUUUCGACUACGUAAUAAGAAGGGUAAUUGAAGAAGCUGGAGUAAAUGGCGUAAAGUUGGCUUUCGGCAGUAGAGAUUUUUUCCACACAGAUAAAGACCAAUUUGAAGAUCUUGAUGUUGUGGCUUUGAUGUAUGCCGAUGAUCUGGUAGCAAUAAGCGAUAAUGCAACUGAUAUCGAACGCUUCAUUAGAACGUUUGAGAAAGCCACUCAACAAUGUGGAUUAACAAUGAACGUCAAAGAAACUUGCAUGAUGUCCCUCAAACAAUUUAAAGAAGAUGCUCAAAGAAGAGUCAUCAAAGGGCAGGAAAUUGAUGUACCCAAGUUCGAUAUAACAUUUCGAAAUGAAAACAUUGAACUGGUUGAGCAUUUUCUUUAUCUGGGAUGCAUAGUCUCGAGAGAUCAGUCAAUGGAAAAAGAAAUAGAAACAAGGUUGGGAAAGGCAUCCAGUGCUUUCAAUAUGCUUCGUAACACCAUCUGGUAUCGAAAAUCCAUAUCAUUUGAAGCCAAAUUCCGGAUUUUUCGUGCAUGUGUAUUGCCUGUCUUGCUGUAUGGUAGCGAAAUUUGGUCGAUGACUGUGACACAAGAAAGAAGGAUAAACACUUUCUAUAUGAAAUGUUUACGGACAAUCAUUGGUGUGAACUUGGGUGAUCGAAUAGCAAACAACACAUUGUUGGAAAUCACCGGACAACCACAUAUUGAAAACAUAAUGAGACGAAAUCAAUUGAGAUGGUUUGGACAUGCCAACAGGUUAAAUAAAGAAGAUAAUGAACCAUCCUUAGUGAGAAAAAUUAUGUUUUCCUACUAUCCCAAUGUAAAGCGACCAAGAAAUGGUGGCAUAAAAAGGAGAUGGGAGGACAAGAUCGCUGAUGAUCUUAACAAAUGCCAAAUUCACAACUGGAGAAAGGACACUCUAGUUAGGGAGAAAUGGAGAGAAAUGAUCAACAAACCGGUGCAAACUAAACCAAUACACAGUAACAUCAAAAACAUCGUGCAAGAAUACAAGAAUGUGGCUGUAAAAAGAAGAAUCGGCAUACAACAAAUCAAGGUUACAGAAGCACUUAAACGGAACCAGAACAACACGUAUACAUGUCCAAAAUGUACCAGAUUCUUCAAACCUCAAGGAAUCACUAAUCACGUACGAGCAUGCGCAAAAGAUUGGUGUAUACAAAACAAAAUUCACAUGUAGCAGCGUAACGACAAGGCCUCGAAAACGGUGGGUGCAAAUACUUCGUGCAAUAUGAUGGGUGAAAUCGAAACCUCUCCCUU
This is a messenger RNA of Rotaria sp. Silwood2, 2804 nucleotides long. Lineage: Eukaryota; Metazoa; Rotifera; Eurotatoria; Philodinida; Philodinidae. The record is from the annotation of a GenBank genome assembly.